Messenger RNA from Penicillium chermesinum, 1353 nucleotides. RefSeq lists its product as uncharacterized. The transcript has a single exon. The record is from RefSeq and is a predicted model, not a curated record. NCBI's taxonomy places the organism in Eukaryota, Fungi, Ascomycota, Eurotiomycetes, Eurotiales, Aspergillaceae. The coding region runs from base 1 to 1353 and encodes 450 amino acids.
AUGGCUGGCACCGACGUCCACCACGCCCGGGGUUCGAAAUUUCCAAUCCCAAAGGGCCGGGUUUCCGGUGAUUCUGUGAGGCGAUCGCGGGCCAAAAGAAACUCCCGCUCGUCGCAGGCUGAAGCUGGAAGUGCCUGGGCAGGCAAAGAUGCAGGAAUAACGCCAUCUCAUCCUUACCUGGAUGAAUCACAAGCACCGUCUCCUUUUCCGGAGUUCGAUGACCAGCUGCAACCCGAAGCGCGCUACGAGCAAACUCCUACAUCCUCGACCAAGAUCACUCCGCGGAUGACUCCGGGUAGUUCAUGGAGCACAACACCAAACGAAACAACCGACACGCUCGAUUAUCGUGCACAGAAGGGCAAAUCGGGGAAAGCUAAAGUCAAUAUUCGACCUAUGCUUCGAAAGAUGUCUCGCGAUGAUGCACCGGCCACAUCUAUUGAUCUAUCCCGAUCUUCAACCGACCAAGAGGGCCUAGGCAUAUAUAUGAACAUGGAACGUGACCGGCGCCAGAGUGAAUCCCUCAUAGGCACGCCAUAUCGAAGGACCUCUAGCUUUCACCAUCGGUCUACAAGUGGUACAUCGCAAUAUUCAACAGGGACAGGAUCCAGCGGCGGCAAGCCAGGGUCACAAUAUGUACUCGCAAUGCGCCCCACCCCCCGUGCGAACACUCCCCCACCCAGUCAAUCGCACCCUGUAUCAGAAGACGAUAGUGAUGAUCUGAAGGACGCCAGUUCCGAUAUUGAUUCGAAACCCCAGUCUGGCACCGAAACCCCUAGGUUCGUCCGUGCCUCCUCGGGGCCAGUCCCGCGGUUAUCUUUACAGAUCGAGAACGACUCGUUCACUCGUUUACCCGGGAUCUCGCAAGUGAAUGCUAGCCGGCCAUCUUUUGGAUACUCAAGAGACACCGGAAGUACCCUUGAUACUGCAUCCCCGAUCUCUCGAAAUUCCCUAGACCAUGUCUUUCGUUCACGGACUCGAACAAGCACCGAUCCGGUCUCUCGAGCUGCCACUGUUCAAGCCGCGCGACAGGCAUUUGAGGAGAAAGAGGCCGCCAAAGCUCGUCGAUUCGAGAAGCAGCAAAUGAAAUCCGAAGCAAAGCAGGUUCGACGUCGAGUUAAGCGUAAUAUCACUGGAGAGGAAUCGUCCUCAGCGACCCAAACUGAGGAAACCCAAUCUGAAGGCAAGAUACCAGAAAACCCGAAAAAGCGUAACUCCAAGCACGCAGACACGGACCUUGCUACGCGUCCACAACCUGCGUCAUGGAAAUCACAGUCAAAAAGCACAUGGGUGCUCUUUAUGACCUGGCUUCGAACUCGGCUCUUCAAAUUCCGGCGGAAGAUGCGAAAGAGAUAG